Molecule: messenger RNA, 426 nt
Organism: Lodderomyces oxycetoniae
Lineage: Eukaryota; Fungi; Ascomycota; Pichiomycetes; Serinales; Debaryomycetaceae
Exons: 2
Coding region: 1-426 (141 amino acids)
Source: RefSeq, a predicted model, not a curated record
AUGAUGUUGAGAUCUGGUUUGAGAGGUGUAAAGGUUUUUCGACAACUCUAUAAUUUCUUGCCCCAACGAAACUAUGGUACUGUGCCAGCUAAAACUGGUGUACCUGCUAUACACCAGUCGAUAUCGAAGCUGGUUAAAAGAGAAAUGUCGACAUUGAAAGAGGUGUCGACAUUGAAAGAGUCAACAUUGCUGGGAAAAGAGGUGCCGGGAAAAGAGGUGUCGACAUUGAAAGAGUCAACAUUGCUGGGAAAAGAGGUGCCGGGAAAAGAGUUGUCGCUAUUAAAGGUUUCGUCAAAUGGGUCUAGAGACUUUGUCGAUAGUGGUGCAAUCAAACUGCUAUGUUCCACUAUCGAGUGCACCACUAUCGAGCAGAGCGAGAUAGUGGUGCAAUCAAAUCAAACUGCUAUGUUCCACUAUGCUCGAUAG